Amaranthus tricolor (Joseph's coat) is the source of this 828-nucleotide messenger RNA. RefSeq names its product 3'-5' exonuclease-like. The record is from RefSeq and is a predicted model, not a curated record. Gene Ontology annotation, biological process: nucleobase-containing compound metabolic process. Gene Ontology annotation, cellular component: nucleus; cytoplasm. The transcript has a single exon. Lineage: Eukaryota; Viridiplantae; Streptophyta; Magnoliopsida; Caryophyllales; Amaranthaceae. Bases 13 to 690 code for a protein of 225 amino acids. Gene Ontology annotation, molecular function: 3'-5' exonuclease activity; nucleic acid binding.
AAUUCAUCAACAAUGGCGGAACCCACCAUCAUGAUCACAAUGAACGCCGCAGAAUUCAACGUCAAAUUCAACAACACCCACGUUAUCAUAACCACCGUAACCGCCGACCCACGCGUAUUAACAUCUUGGCUUUCCAAGAUUUCCUCCGCUUCAUUAAUCGGUCUUAAUGCCGGAUGGAACGCUAACCAUUUUAGUCAACGAUACAUCAAUUAUCCAUUCGUCUACACUCUUCAACUCUGUACUACAACCGAUUUCUACACUUUUUGCUUAAUUUUUCAGUUUUAUCAGUGUGCUGUUCCUCUACCUAGGAUUCUUUUCGAUUUUCUUAAUAAUCCGAGGAUUACUUUUGUUGGCGUUGGGAUUCAAUUUAAUGCUUUUCUGUUGUCCUUAUUUCAUGGAUUGAUUGUGAGGAAUAUGGUUGAAUUAUCGGAUCUUGUCACGGACAAGAUUUACGGGGCUCCAAGAGAAAUGCAGUUGGAGGAAUUAGCUAAAUUUGUGUUGAAUGUUAAAGUUACUAAGCCUAGUGAUGUUAAACUGAGUGGGUGGGAUAAUCAUUCAUUGAGUUAUCGGCAGAUUCAAUAUGCUUGUAUGGAUGCUUUCUUGCCUUAUGAGAUUGGGAAAAUACUGAUCUCUCUUCCCUCGUUACCAAGAUUGUCGACAUGCAACACUAAUUUGAGAUUAGCUCUGUAAUUUCGAGUUUAAUUUUUAGGGUAAAAUUAGUCUCGAUGAUGGUUGGAAUGAUCAAGAAUUAUAGAAUUGUAUAUGAUUUUUAGGGUAAAAUUAGUUUGGUUGAUUUUGACCGAUUGGACAGCUUAGAUAAUGUGUAUG